This is a messenger RNA of Arabidopsis thaliana (thale cress), 1872 nucleotides long. RefSeq names its product RNA polymerase II carboxy-terminal domain phosphatase-like protein (gene CPL5). Gene Ontology annotation, molecular function: protein serine/threonine phosphatase activity; RNA polymerase II CTD heptapeptide repeat phosphatase activity; phosphoprotein phosphatase activity. Lineage: Eukaryota; Viridiplantae; Streptophyta; Magnoliopsida; Brassicales; Brassicaceae. The coding region runs from base 67 to 1872 and encodes 601 amino acids. Gene Ontology annotation, cellular component: nucleus. The transcript has 2 exons. The record is from RefSeq and is marked reviewed. Gene Ontology annotation, biological process: regulation of transcription by RNA polymerase II.
CCAAAUCUCUGAUCAGUUCUCUAAGAUUCUCAUCCUAAACGGUUCAUUUCAUAGAUCAGAGAAAUCAUGUUUGUAGCCAAAAAUCUUUCUCCGGAACGAGAAUCCAAAAGGCAGAAGAAAGAACCGGAGAUCAUGGAACCCUCAUUUCCAUUGUUGUCUCCUAAUAACUGUGGACACUGGUACAUUCGUUACGGAUUCUGCAUCGUAUGCAAAUCAACGGUGGACAAAACUAUCGAAGGCCGAGUAUUCGACGGUUUACAUCUAAGCAGCGAGGCUUUAGCGUUAACGAAGCGUCUCAUAACGAAAUUCUCUUGUCUCAACAUGAAGAAGCUUCACCUUGUCCUUGACUUGGACCUUACGCUUAUCCACUCCGUUAGGGUUCCAUGUCUCUCCGAAGCAGAGAAGUAUCUAAUCGAAGAAGCUGGUUCAACAACAAGGGAAGAUCUAUGGAAAAUGAAAGUCAGAGGAGAUCCCAUAUCCAUAACCAUAGAACACUUGGUAAAACUACGGCCAUUUCUUUGCGAAUUCUUGAAAGAAGCCAACGAGAUGUUCACAAUGUAUGUUUACACAAAGGGUACUCGCCCUUACGCUGAAGCCAUUUUGAAGCUGAUUGAUCCGAAGAAACUCUAUUUUGGACAUAGAGUGAUAACAAGAAAUGAGAGUCCUCAUACGAAGACACUUGAUAUGGUUUUGGCUGAUGAACGUGGAGUGGUGAUUGUGGAUGAUACACGUAAAGCUUGGCCUAAUAACAAGAGUAACCUAGUGUUGAUUGGCAGGUACAACUAUUUCAGAUCCCAAAGCCGGGUGUUAAAGCCUCACUCUGAGGAAAAAACAGACGAGAGUGAGAACAACGGUGGAUUGGCCAAUGUUUUGAAAUUACUCAAGGGAAUUCACCAUAAAUUCUUCAAGGUUGAGGAAGAGGUUGAGUCACAGGACGUUAGACUAACCAUGUCUGUAGUUGAGAAUUUUUCUUCGGAACCAAAAGCCAAAAGACGAAAGAUCGAACCAACGAUCAACGAGUCCUCUUCAUCGUUAUCCUCUUCUAGUAGUUGUGGUCACUGGUACAUCUGUCACGGAAUCUGCAUCGGCUGCAAAUCGACUGUGAAAAAAAGCCAAGGCCGAGCAUUCGAUUAUAUUUUCGACGGUUUACAACUAAGCCACGAAGCUGUGGCGUUAACCAAGUGCUUUACAACGAAAUUAUCUUGUCUCAACGAGAAGAAGCUUCACCUUGUACUUGACUUGGACCACACGCUUCUCCAUACUGUUAUGGUUCCAAGUCUCUCCCAAGCAGAGAAGUAUCUAAUCGAAGAAGCGGGUUCAGCAACAAGGGAUGAUUUAUGGAAGAUCAAAGCCGUAGGAGAUCCCAUGGAAUUUUUGACAAAGCUACGACCUUUUCUUCGCGACUUCUUGAAAGAAGCCAACGAGUUUUUCACCAUGUAUGUUUACACUAAGGGUAGUCGUGUAUACGCUAAACAAGUCUUGGAGCUGAUUGAUCCAAAGAAACUUUAUUUUGGAGAUAGAGUGAUAACAAAAACCGAGAGUCCUCAUAUGAAGACACUUGAUUUCGUUUUGGCUGAGGAGCGUGGGGUGGUGAUUGUGGAUGAUACGCGUAACGUUUGGCCUGAUCACAAGAGUAACCUAGUGGAUAUAAGCAAGUACAGCUAUUUCAGACUCAAAGGCCAAGACUCAAUGCCUUACUCUGAGGAGAAGACAGACGAGAGUGAAAGCGAAGGUGGAUUGGCGAAUGUUUUGAAACUACUCAAGGAAGUUCACCAAAGAUUCUUCAGAGUCGAGGAAGAAUUGGAGUCGAAGGACGUUAGGUCGCUGCUUCAAGAAAUAGACUUUGAACUCAACGUAGAAUCUGUAGAAUGA